This is a messenger RNA of Amaranthus tricolor (Joseph's coat), 2732 nucleotides long. RefSeq lists its product as uncharacterized. Lineage: Eukaryota; Viridiplantae; Streptophyta; Magnoliopsida; Caryophyllales; Amaranthaceae. The record is from RefSeq and is a predicted model, not a curated record. Bases 418 to 1881 code for a protein of 487 amino acids. The transcript has 3 exons.
AAUCUUCACAGUAAAAGAAAAGAAGUAAAACCAUCCCCACCUUAAAAAAAAAAAAAAAAAAAAUCGCUUCUCUUCUACUGACUGAAUUUUCAUGUUUCGUGAGUUUCUCCCGUUUUUCACAUUUUGUUUUUCUUCAAUUUAACGUUUGAUAACUAUCUAAUUAAUGAAAGUUCAAAGAUUUUUUCUUUUAAUUUUUCAUUUCUCAUUUAGGUUGCAUUUUGCAUUUUCUUUCUUUAAUUGUGAAAAUGAAUUUUUGUUCCCAGAUACUAAUUAUAAUUGUUGAUUUUCUAGGUGUGCUUAAUUUUUACUCUAUAUGAUCUAACAAUUCACGGGUAAAGUUUAUUUCAAAAACGAAAAAAAGCAUGGGUUAAUUUUUUGCAAGUUAUAGUGGUUGAUUUUUCUGGGUUGUGAGUAAUAAUGGAUUUGAAUGAAGUACCCGAUGAUCAGACGGGUUUGAAGGAAACGAAAAUUGAAGAAAAAAUUAAGGGUUUGAACAAGAACAAGGGUGCUCUUGAAGGAGUAAAUAGCAGUGAGUUGUCUUUGAAUGAUUGGAAUAUGGAGAGUGGUGAUGUGCGUAGAUUAAUUAUUGAGAAUAAAGUUUUGAAAUAUCAGAGAGAUCAGGCGAUUAAGGAAGUUGAAAUCUGGAAGCGGAAAUGCAAGGAAUUGGAGCUUCGCAUGGCUGAAUUGAAGGGGAAAUUGAAGGAAGAUAGCUCAAUGAAUGGUGCGAGUGAUAGAGCAAUUCUAAUCGAAGCUAAUAAAGCUGAGAAAAGUUGUGAUCAGAAGAUUACUCCAGUGACUCCAGCCAAACCAAAGCCUUUAUCUGCUGCUGUUAUUGAUAUCGUUGGUAGUGAGGAGCGUGAUGUCCAUGCUAGCCACAAAUCGAAUCCACCGAGCGAGGGAAUUUCUGCUACGAUGUCAGAAGAAUAUGGUGCUGAUCAAGCAGGUGGAAUCACGGAUGGGGACGAAAAGAGUGGUGGCACGGCAAUUACUGCAUCUGUGACCCCCAUGAGCAAGAGAAUGCGCGACCUUAUGGUGGUCACGAGUGAUGAUGAUUCUGAGGAUUAUGAACGUAAGCCCAGUAAACGAGCUAUUAAAAUAGAGAACAGUGAUACCGAGGAUGAAGAUGGUAAUGAUAUUACACCAGCAAGACAGGUUUUGGGCGGGGUUCCUAGUGAGAGCGAAGAUGAUGAUGAUAGAAUUCCUUUGAGUCGACUCAAGAGAAAAUGUGCUCAAGUCUCGAGGCAACCUGCUGGAACCUCAAAUUCAAAUCAGCCAAGGAGAUGCCUUGUUAAAAUUGGACAAGCUCAAAUGAAAAAUCGAGCUCAGGAAAUAGAAAAUGAUGACGAGUCAUCAUCAGAAAGUAGACUCAAUAGCUCAAACAGUUUCAUUGUGGAUGACUCUGAUGACGAGGAUCUGGAAGAUGAUGAGCCGAAAGAAGGUGGGAACGAUUCAUACGACCAGGAAGAGAGUUCAGAUAGUGAUCUUGAUUAUGCAGAUAUAAUUUCUAAAUUUAGAAGCAGAAGAAAUCCCAACUCAAAAUGGAUUCAUGAAGGUGAUAUGCUCUCGGAUUUUGGUAAAAAUCCUGUGUUGUGCUUGAAGGCUGUAUGCGCUCUUUAUCGCCUACAAACCAAUGAAGAGAAGGCAUGCAAGAUAAGUCUCUUUCAUAAUGGACGAGGCUUUAGCAGAAUAGAUGCAACGAGUGGAACACAUUUGGGGGAGUUUCUUACUGACGGGGAUCCAAAAGGCGAUCUAGUGAAAUCUGUGGAGGAGUUGAAAGAGCAUGAUCGCGAUGGAGUUGAAAAGUGUCGUAGAUUGGCACAACACUAUUCUAAGCAACUGUUCAAGAUCUACGAGAGCGGAGAAGAUCCCUUCUUCCCAUAACAGCUUCUUCAAACAUGGGAUGAUUUUGGUAUGUAUAUAUUUUGCACAACUAUCUCUAGGGUAUUUUGUGCAACUUUCUAGUUCUUACGAAACUAUAACCUUCUUCCGGGUAUCCCUAUAUUAAGUAUGGUUACUACUAACUACUAGUGAAUAGUGAUGUAGUAAACUAGUAAUCUAGUAUGUAUAUAAAACUUUGUUUCCGGGUAAGUAUCCUAUAUCCAUGUAACCCUUCUUUCAUUAUAAUCUGCUUAGUGACAUUGGACUAAUGUUAUCCUAGCAUACAUGGCAGGUUGUCAACCGGUUAUAAUGGGUAAUUUAUUUACUAGUUUUUGAUACUGCAACAUUAUAUAAAUCAUGUAAGAGUUUUUGAAAAAAAAUGUUGCAAUUUCAAUGGAAUGGAGAGAGUAUGGAGGAGCUCAUCAAUGGCUGCGCUAGCCUUGUUUAUUACAUUGAACCCAUGAAGACCUUUCAUUGGUAACUCUUCAUUUUCAUGUUUCUUUUGAUGACUUGAUAAAUUAUUAAGAUGAAUUUAUUUUGGGGUAGGAUCGGUAUUAAUUCGUUCUUUUUAAUGAUUAGUUUAUCGUUUCGUUCAGAAAAUCGCUAACAAUGUUUGCAUAACAUCUCUUAUGUAAUACCGCGAUUUGCUAACAAUGUGUUAGCGGUUCGCUUAACUUUCUUGUUGCCUCCAAACACUAAUUCUACAUGGCGGGUACGUAAUUGAGAAAUAAAAUUUUUAAGGCGGUAUUUUAGAAACUUUAAUCUUUUUAAAUACUGUUUAUGAAAAAAUUCCUUUUCUUGUAACUUGUAAACAUAUCUUAUUUUUUUUAUAUAAUUGAUGAAGCUCAGAGACG